Messenger RNA from Synchytrium microbalum, 651 nucleotides. RefSeq lists its product as uncharacterized. Gene Ontology annotation, cellular component: EKC/KEOPS complex; nucleus; cytosol. The transcript is spliced from 7 exons. The coding region runs from base 1 to 651 and encodes 216 amino acids. NCBI's taxonomy places the organism in Eukaryota, Fungi, Chytridiomycota, Chytridiomycetes, Synchytriales, Synchytriaceae. Gene Ontology annotation, molecular function: protein serine/threonine kinase activity; ATP binding. The record is from RefSeq and is a predicted model, not a curated record. Gene Ontology annotation, biological process: protein phosphorylation.
AUGGAAGGAGUGCUCAUCAAACAAGGAGCAGAAGCUCGAGUUUACAAGAUCCCCUUCCUCAACCAUUCAGACGCUAUAGUCAAGGAACGCUUUGCUAAAUCAUACAGGCAUCCUCUACUCGAUCAAAAGAUCACAGCUAGACGUGUUGUUCAGGAAGCCAGAAGUCUAGUGCGAUGCUGCAAAGCCGGAAUCGACACACCAACACUCUACUUGAUUGAUGUACCAAAGAGCUUACUCUACAUGGAAUAUAUUGAUGGACAAAGUGUACGUGAUUUCAUCCACCAGGGUGGUUUACAAAAUGAGCAAGCCGCCAGUCGCCUAUCUCAACAAAUCGGAUGGAAUGUAGCAUCGAUUCAUGAUUUGGAUUUGAUACAUGGAGACUUGACAACUUCAAACAUGAUGAUUCGGCCACAGACUCAAUCUGUGGUCAUGAUUGACUUUGGUCUCAGUUACCAAUCUACAGAUGUUGAAGACAAGGCUGUGGACUUGUAUGUGCUAGAACGCGCAUUUUCAAGUACACAUCCGAAUACGGAGGCUUUUUUUGAAACUAUACUGGAGAACUACAAAGAUAGAGUCAGAGAUGGCAAAUCCAUAAUAACAAGGCUUAAUGAUGUGCGGAAACGUGGUCGAAAGAGGACUGCUUUUGGUUGA